UCCGUGCAGGCCACCGCCGCCAUCGCGGCGGUCAUCACUUUCCUCAUCCUUUUCACCAUCUUCGGCAACGCACUGGUCAUCCUGGCUGUGCUGACCAGCCGUUCCCUGCGCGCACCGCAGAACCUGUUCCUGGUGUCGCUAGCCGCCGCGGACAUCCUGGUGGCCACGCUCAUUAUCCCCUUCUCGCUGGCCAACGAGCUGCUGGGCUAUUGGUACUUCCGGCGCACGUGGUGCGAGGUGUACCUGGCGCUCGACGUGCUCUUCUGCACCUCGUCCAUCGUGCACCUUUGCGCCAUCAGCCUGGACCGCUACUGGGCUGUGAGCCGCGCGCUGGAGUACAACUCCAAGCGCACUCCGCGCCGCAUCAAGUGCAUCAUCCUCACCGUGUGGCUCAUCGCGGCUGUCAUCUCGCUGCCGCCCCUCAUCUACAAGGGAGACCAGGGUCCGCAGCCUCACGGGCGCCCUCAGUGCAAGCUCAACCAAGAGGCAUGGUACAUCUUGGCUUCCAGCAUCGGGUCUUUUUUUGCUCCCUGCCUCAUCAUGAUCCUGGUUUACCUGCGCAUCUACCUGAUUGCCAAGCGCAGCCACCGCAGAGGUCCCAGGGCCAAGGGGGGCCCUGGACAAGGUGAGUCCAAGCAGUCUCGUCCUGUCCUUGGGGGGGCUCCAGCCUCAGCCAAGGUGCCACCCCUACCCUCGCCUCUGUCUUCUGCCGGAGAGGCCAAUGGACACCCCAAGCCCAAUGGGGAGAAGGAGGAGGAGGAGACUGCUGAAGAUCCUGAGACCAGGACUCUGCCACCCAGCUGGGCUGAGCGGCCCACCUCAGGCCAGGGCCAGAAGAAGGGUGUUGGUGUGACACCCGCAGAGGAGGAAGCUGAAGAGGAGGAGGAGUGUGAGCCUCAGGCGGUGCCAGUCUCUCCUGCCUCGGUGUGCAGCCCAUCUCUGCAGCAGCCACAGGGCUCCCAGGUGCUGGCUACCCUGCGUGGCCAGGUGCUGCUGGGCAGGGGUUCGGGUGCUGUGGGUGGGCAGUGGUGGCGUCGGCGGACCCAGAUGACCCGGGAGAAGCGGUUCACCUUCGUGCUGGCUGUGGUCAUCGGUGUCUUUGUGCUGUGCUGGUUCCCCUUCUUCUUCAGCUAUAGCCUGGGCGCCAUCUGUCCUCAGCACUGCAAGGUGCCCCAUGGCCUCUUCCAGUUCUUCUUCUGGAUUGGCUACUGCAAUAGCUCGCUGAACCCCGUCAUCUACACCAUCUUCAACCAGGACUUUCGCCGUGCCUUCCGAAGGAUCUUGUGCCGCAAGUGGACCCAGACGGCCUGGAGGCCCUGCUGCUGCUGAGGAGGAGGAAGAAUGAAGACCGUUUGUUCACCCACAUUGGGCACCAUGGAUCCCAGUGGGCACCAGGAGGGUUUAUAGGAUGCCACUGACUCUGGGCUCUUCUCUCUCCCUUCUGCUUUGGGGUCUGUGGCUCCUUUAAAGAACAGAACCUUGGAUCAGUACCUGGCCCCCUCUGGGAGGCGGAUGGGCACGUGGAAGCCUUGAUGGGAGCUCCCCGAUCACUGGCAUUCACCCCCCUGAAAAAACCAGGCGACAAUAGCUUGCCGCCUACUUGCCACAGAGAGAUGAAAGGCUUUGCAGAAAGCUUUGAGCUCCGUGGGGGAACACACUGGAGAACCAGCAGAUGUGAUUAUCCGGUGACAUAAAAAUCCCUUUUCUGUGUGUUUGCCACCAGCCGCCUUCCUGGAGACUCUUGUUCUGUGUCCAGGGUGUGUGAAUUCCUGCUCCAGCCUGGAAGCAGGGAAAGGCACACUAUUUUGAGUUCCAGAAAUUCUUUGAGAAUGUGUUCUUAUGCCCACGAAGGUUUGGGUUAUUAUGCUGGGUGACAGCUUCUUGACAUGUCACCUGCAACACUAAGCAGCUUUUCGGUGGCUUUGGCUCCCACCCCAAGGGGGAUAUGUCUUUUGUCUUCAGUAGGCAAAGUGUUUCCCCGAGACAGCUAAAAAUACCUACACCAUGGAAGCAGUCUGUGCGGAGAGCCCAGGUGGGUGGCAGAACCCCCUGGUGGGGUGCUGGGGCUGCAGCAGGCAAGCUAGGCCCUGUGGACUCCCCAGACUCCCCCGGGAGCUGCCUGUGCAGUGCCCAGGGUAGGCCUUUGGGCAAGCUGGGCCCCUGUGCAGCAUAACUGGUUACACCCAGGAGGGUCCCUUGCUGAUGCCUAGAGUUCUGCCUUGACAUGUGCCAUGGCAAAGGGCCUUACCCUCAUGGUUCUUUCCCUGUCCUGAACCUGGUGCCUGAAACAAUUGGACAUCUAGAAAGUACAUUGCCCAGUCGUCCCCUUGGUCUGUCUAGCUGCACACUGGGCCAGCAUGCCCCCUAGUGUGGGAGCAGGGGUGGGUUGAACGACUGAGGCUCUUAGCAUUCUGAUGCGCCUGCCAGAUUGGAAAGGAUGCUGAGGGAGUUUCCUGGGGUAGAGAGAAUGGUGGGGACCAAAGAGAGUUCCCCCCACCCCUGGGGAGGAGGCCUGUCCCACCUGGUUCUCCCUUGGUUGCAGUUGUGAGCCAGGACAUUGUCCUGGGCUGUGGCCCUCAGCUGUGACAGGGAGGCUGGGCCCAGGGGACCGACUGAUUGGUGACCAUCUGCUGGCUAAUCGUGUGUGACCCAGGGGACCCUCGGCAGUAUGGCUUGUAACAUGCAACUGUUUUUUAAAAGUGAGC
Messenger RNA from Fukomys damarensis (Damara mole-rat), 2705 nucleotides. RefSeq names its product adrenoceptor alpha 2B (gene Adra2b). The record is from RefSeq and is a predicted model, not a curated record. Gene Ontology annotation, biological process: regulation of smooth muscle contraction; regulation of vasoconstriction; adenylate cyclase-activating adrenergic receptor signaling pathway. The transcript has 2 exons. NCBI's taxonomy places the organism in Eukaryota, Metazoa, Chordata, Mammalia, Rodentia, Bathyergidae. Gene Ontology annotation, cellular component: membrane. The annotation marks the transcript as partial. Gene Ontology annotation, molecular function: alpha2-adrenergic receptor activity.